Oryzias latipes (Japanese medaka) is the source of this 1196-nucleotide messenger RNA. RefSeq names its product caspase activity and apoptosis inhibitor 1 (gene caap1). Lineage: Eukaryota; Metazoa; Chordata; Actinopteri; Beloniformes; Adrianichthyidae. The record is from RefSeq and is a predicted model, not a curated record. Gene Ontology annotation, biological process: regulation of apoptotic process.
ACCUCAACUGUGUCUUUGAACCAGCAACAAAGAAGAAGAAUGUUUAUUUAUUUUUUUGUCCCAUAGAUUUGUUGAUUUUACUAACGAACUAUAAAUUUCUAUUGUUUAAAAUGCUCAAAAAGAAAUCGAGCAAUAGCGAGAAAAAAAGGAAGCACCAUUGCUCGGAAGAACGGCACGAGGGCAUCAAACGGAGAAGCUCCGAGUCUCACCGAGAGGACUCCAAAGAUGAGCUGGCUGACCUGGAUCUAGACCGGGUCGGCAGUGACAUCGAAGAAGGCGGCCUGGACCUCAGCCUGCCCUUCAAGCCCAUCAUGGCUUACAUCGGCAACAAGAGGGAGAUGCUGGAGCAGUGCUUCCGCGUGCUGGGAGAGAAGAAGCUGCAGAAGAUGCUGCCCGACGAGCUGAAGGAGUGCAGUGUAAAGGAAAUCCAGGAGCUGUGCUGGGAGCAGCUGGAGCCCAUCCCAGAGGAGAACCUCAUUCAGAUUUUGGCGGGGGAGGAUCUGCUGAGUGGCCGUGAAAACUCUGAAGGAAGCCUUGAAAGCCAGCAAGAUAACAUUGUUGACUCCACAUCGUACCAUAAAGAAACGACAAAAACAGAAGAUCAUAAACAAGAAGUUGGAGGUACCGGCGAGGAGAGCGACGUCCUUUGCAUCAACGCUUACGACAGCGACAUCGAAGCGCCCAAAGAAGAACCGAGCACCAAACCCGCCUGCGACAAAGCUGCCGGGUCUCAGAAGCCCCUGGCCGGGUCUCAGAAGCCCCUGGCCGGGUCUCAGAAGCCCCUGGCCUGGUCUCAAAAGACCCUGGCCGAGCCCAGGCCAAAGAAAGACAUCCUGAGCGACAUAGACAAAAGCGUCAGUGAGAUUCUAUCGCUCUCUUCCGCCUCAAGCACAGACGCAUCCACGGACAGGUCGGCGCCCCCUUCAGGAAUCGGCGACGCGACUCCAAGCGGACCUCCUCCGUGCGGCGACCCCACUGUCUGCCGUCCGUCGGCUCAGCAGCUGGAGCUCCUGGAGCUGGAGAUGAGAGCGAGGGCCAUCAAGGCUUUGAUGAAAGCGAGUGAUGGAAAACAGCGUUGUUUACCCACUACUAUUUAAGUUCCUGUUUAGAGAACUUUAAAAAAUAACUGACUUCUUAUCUUUGCUCCAUGUUGGAAAUAAUAAAGUCUCUUCCAGAAAAUCAAAAACAAAAAAAAA